AUGUCCGCGCUCGAUCUUUACCUUAAACAAGCUGAGGAAGGUGAUGCUGAUGCUCAAUAUAAUUUGGGGCUUUGUUUUGAUGAGGGUUCUGAUGGAGUAAAGCAGGAUUGUGCCUUAGCAAUGCAUUGGUAUAUGAAAGCAGCCUUGCAGGGACAUUCCGAUGCUCAAUACAAUGUUGGAUUGUUGUUUGAGGAGGGAAGAGGAUGGUAUUGGAAGGCUGCUGAACAGGGUGAUGCUCAUGCUCAGUUUAAUAUUGGAUGGUUGUAUGAUGAAGGAAAGGGAGUGCAGAAAAGUUAUGAAAAAGCAUUGGAAUGGUAUAUGAAAGCCUCGGAACAAGGUGAUGAAAUUUCCAAAUACAAGAUUGGAACCUUCUUUGAGAAGGGAAAAGUUGUUAAGGAAAAUGUAAUGAUGGCUAUGCAAUGGUUUGAAAAAUCAAAUAGUGCAAUUGGACGUUUUAAAUCCUCUGGAUUAUUCAUGUUUUCUCAAGGAAUGGAACGUGAUUUUAGUGAAGAGUUUGAAUGGUAUUCUGAGUAUGCUGGAAUUGGUGAUUCGGAUGCAAUAUACAACCUAGGAAUAUUUUACGAAUUUGGAAUUCAUGUAAAACAAGAUUACAAAAAAGCAUUUGAGUUGUAUUUGAAAGCAGCAAAGAGAGAUGAUGUUGCAGCUCAGAUACAAGUAGGAAUUAAAUAUCUAACAGGAGUUGGAGUGGAACAGAAUUUGGGAGCAUCGAAUUAUUGGCUCUCCAAGUCAAGAAAUCGAUCGGUGGAUUUAGAGUUCUUUUUUGAUGAACCAGAGUUGAACUUUGCUCAUGCACAAUUCCCUGAAGGCAAAAUCAUUUCAGAGCUGAAUGAAACUCUAGAUCCAGAGAAAGAAUUUUUGAUUGGCUAUGAAAAUCAAUAUCACAAUUUAUGUGUAAAGCAUUUGAAAAGGUCCAAGUUCUUUUCAAAGAUACUGACAGAUUACCACCCAAUUCUCAAAAAAAAUUCAAAUGUUUUUAUUGAUAUUGGAAAUUCCUCUUUCAAAGAUAGAACUCCUAUUAUAAUGCCUACAUUCAAUAGCUAUGUAAAAUAUUUGCUUGAUGGUUCACUACCCGAUUGUGAAGCAAAGCUUAAGCUGAUAGAAUUGGCCAAACACUUUGGAGACGAUGACUGUAUUCUGAGCAUUGUGAAGAAUUCUCACAUUUUAACAAGAUUUUACAUUCUCUCUGCAUUGUUUAAAAGAAAUGAACAAUAUCACGGAGCUAUUGUAACUUGUUUCAUGAUGAAUGAACCAAAUAGUGGAACGAAUUAUGGAAAGGAAUUGACAAAAACAGUAUUGAAAAACUUGGUACAUCAUAAGGAUAUUGCACCAAUAGCUAAACAACGUUUUGUGGAUAUCCACUUUCCACAUAAUCCCUCGCGUCCCAGAUAUAAGGAUACCAACGUAUUUUACCUGUCAUUCAUAGAGAACCAAGAUAACCAUUCGAGAACAAUAACAUUUAAUAAUGAGCUAUUCGAUUUUACCUUAUUACCAAGUGAGAGAGAACGAAAGUUAACGAGCACAAAGAAAGGUCUGUUCAAAGAUCGAUUGCAAAUAUACAUACAAGAAGUAGACAGCGAAACGUUACGAAAAUUUGCAUUAUGGAUUCGAAAAUUUGACGAUUCUGAGGAUACUCUUUUUACCACCUCCCCUAAUCCCAAGAAUCGAGUGGAUUUGGUUUUAUUCUUUGAUCCAACGCAAUAA
This is a messenger RNA of Naegleria gruberi, 1722 nucleotides long. RefSeq lists its product as uncharacterized. The transcript has 2 exons. NCBI's taxonomy places the organism in Eukaryota, Heterolobosea, Eutetramitea, Acrasida, Naegleriidae. The coding region runs from base 1 to 1722 and encodes 573 amino acids. Gene Ontology annotation, molecular function: protein binding. The record is from RefSeq and is a predicted model, not a curated record.